Molecule: messenger RNA, 1753 nt
Organism: Saccostrea cuccullata (small rock oyster)
Lineage: Eukaryota; Metazoa; Mollusca; Bivalvia; Ostreida; Ostreidae
Product: rho-related GTP-binding protein RhoE-like
Exons: 5
Coding region: 251-988 (245 amino acids)
Biological process (GO): small GTPase-mediated signal transduction
Cellular component (GO): cytosol
Molecular function (GO): protein kinase binding; GTP binding; GTPase activity
Source: RefSeq, a predicted model, not a curated record
UGCAAUAACCCAUGUGUAAACGUGGUUGAGAGGAAUUCGUAGACAGGACCCAUACUCGCUAAAGGGUAACAGCUGACGACGGAUUAAAAAACAUUUGGUUAAAAAAUAUUACGAAAAAAUAUACGGGGAAUUAUAUAUAUACUCCAGUAUCAGUGAAUUCGCACCUAUUCGUGUCUUAGGCCUUGGAAACGGGCGAUUGAUAGGGGAACCCCCUCUAUUGGACAUGGUGUACUAAAUAAAUACUUUCUUCAUGUUGAAAUCCAGAACUUUGGAUAGCAUGGGGUCGGAUGGGGAAAGGAACCCUCAAGUGACUUCGGUGAAAUGUAAGAUUGUGUUAGUCGGGGACUGUGAAUGUGGAAAGACUUCAUUAAUUAAGCGGUACAUCAAAGAAAACUUCAACGAGAUAUAUACAGCUACAGCUUUUGAUACCUACAAUACGACAUAUCAUGUAUCCGACACGUACAAAAUCCAGAUGUCCCUCUGGGAUACCUCAGGCUCUCACAUGUAUAACAGUGUGCGCCCUCUAUCGUACGCCGACGCUGAUCUCAUUAUGGUCUGUUUCUCCGUAGCAGAUCCAGAUAGCUUGGAACACGCAAUCUCACGGUGGUCACGUGAAGUCAGGGAACACUGUCCGAAACAGCCCAUGAUAUUAGUGGGCUGCAAAACAGACCUCAGAAGCGAUCCCACGACGCUAGCAGAACUUGCCAAGAAAAGAAUGUCCCCCAUUAUGUAUGACCAGGCUCUCAAGUCAGCAAAGCAUAUUGGAGCUUUGGUUUAUUCAGAGAUUUCUUCCAAAGAUUCACAGCGAAGCGUGAAUGACGUCAUAGAAGUUGCGGCGCUGUCAUCUGCCGGAAAUAAGACCACGCCAGAACAAAGUCCCACCUUCCGCCGACAGAGGUCUUUCAUGCGACGCAAACGAUUUAGCGGGAUUGGCGAGGCAAAGGUGCAAUUACGAAAGGAAGCAGCCAAAAGCUGCUGUAUCAUGUGAACAGCGACUGAAAAUUUCAAAAAAAAACUCAUGAUCUCUGACUUGUUUGAAGGAAAAAUGUGUCGUUUUUCCUUAAUAAAAGCUUAAGAGCUUUUGCCACCGUUUUGCCUAUUUCAAAGUCAUAAUCAUUCUCAACAUUGUUUUGCUACACUUUACAAAGGCUUUCAGAUGUGUUUCUGAACACUUAUAAAGACAUUAUCAUGGACCAUGAAUAUUAAGCAUAUUUUGUAACGAACUUACGUAACAAAAUGAAUCGACAUGUCCUGUGAAGUUAUAUUCUUCAAUUCAAGGAUUAAAGCGACCAUUUUAAAAUUGCAGAUCUUUAUAAGAACUGGAACACAUUUCAUUUAGUGCGAAAUGACUGUCGAAACGCUGACAAAACAUUGUUAGGCAUUGAUGAACUGUUAAUGCAAGGCAAGGUGGUGAACACUGUUAUGUGAUUAUUAGACAGUGAGACAAGGGGGCUCUAUUUUCCCUGCCUUCUUUAGGCUAGAAGAAUUGCAAAGGUGCUAACGUGUGAGAGAAAAAAAACUGUAAGCAGAAACAAUUGUCCAGCAGUUUGUCUUUCAUAUUUGUGUAUAGUAUUGAAUGCAAAUGAUAUAUAUUAAUUUAUUUUUGUGCAAGAGUGUCGUGUGUGCAAUUUCUUGUGCGGAGUGCAAUAUUGCUUGCGUGCAGGAAUAAUAAGUCGAUUUUGUUUUUUUUAUUACACGGGAGGUGUUAUAUAUUUGAUCAAAUUUGAUACUUAAAAAUAAACAAAAAAUGUAA